Messenger RNA from Benincasa hispida (wax gourd), 2290 nucleotides. RefSeq names its product cell division cycle 45 (gene CDC45). The record is from RefSeq and is a predicted model, not a curated record. Gene Ontology annotation, biological process: mitotic DNA replication preinitiation complex assembly; DNA replication initiation; double-strand break repair via break-induced replication. NCBI's taxonomy places the organism in Eukaryota, Viridiplantae, Streptophyta, Magnoliopsida, Cucurbitales, Cucurbitaceae. Gene Ontology annotation, molecular function: single-stranded DNA binding; DNA replication origin binding; chromatin binding. Gene Ontology annotation, cellular component: DNA replication preinitiation complex.
UUUUCUAUAUCACGUUCUUCAGUUUCCCUCUCUUCUUCCUCUCUCAGAUCUCAAUAGACAAAGCGAAAUCCGUCUCUUUUUCUCUCUUCCACUUUCAGAUACUUCAAAUUCCUCUUCCAAUCUUUUCCCUUCUGCUCAAGAAUUCAAGAAUUACCCUGUUUUCUUCUCUACCUUUGGUGCUGUAUGGAUUCUGGUGGCGUUCAAGAAGCUAAUUCGGUUAGUAUUUGAUUGGGAUUUGAAAUUCUUAUCUGGGUUUUCCUAGUUUCGUGGUGGGAUUUUGUUUUCUGUUUGUUUCUGGAUGUUUGAUUGAAGGGAUUAUGGUGAGGGAACAACGAGUUGAAUCGUUUUACACUAAACUUCGUGACUCUGUCGCUGCUUCUUCUUUGUCUCCUCUCCUUAUUUUUCCUUCCACCUCUGAUGUAGACUCGCUCUGUGCCUUGAAAAUUAUUUUUAAAGUUCUUGAAUCUGAUUCUGUUCGAUACGCUUGUUACCCUGUUUCUUCUUUUCAAGAAAUUCAUAAAUAUGCUGGUCCUAGUUUGACUUCCUCCUCUGCUGAUCCGAUUUCGAUUCUUUUGAUUAAUUGGGGUUGUCACCGAGAUCUUAGGAAGGUUUUGAGUUUAGGUCCGGCUGCUCAUGUGUUUGUUGUUGAUAGUCAUCGCCCGAUUCAUCUUCAUAAUCUGAGUAGUGAGAAUGAACAAGUGGUUGUGCUUUAUACGAAAGACGACGAGCUCCAGGCCGAUUUGGCUUAUGAUUUUGAUAUCUCUGCUUUGGCGAAUGCAAGUGAUUUGAACAGCGAUGAUGAGAUUGAUGAUGUAUCGGACAGCGACGACGACAAUGAUAGCGAAAGCGAUGAAGAUGGCAGGCGUGGGUCGAGGAAAAGGAGGAGGGUUGAGAAGGAAAAUGAAGAGGAUCCUGUUCAGCUUUAUAGGAAAUUGAAAAGGGGAUACUAUCAAAUGGGUACCUUCCAUGGUAGGCCUUCAGGGUGUUUAAUGUAUGAUCUGUCUCAUUCGUUGAGGAAGAACACGAAUGAAUUGCUAUGGCUGGCUUGUGUGUCUUUAACAGAUCAGUUUGUACAUGAAAGAUUGACGGAUGAGAGAUAUCAAGCUGGGGUUAUGGAGCUUGAACAGCACAUUAACAGUUCAGGGAACUUGAAUGCUGUUAACUCUGUUACUCUUAAAGAUGGUACCAAGAUCCGAGCUCCUGAUGCAUCUAGAAUCACUUAUGAUGAUGAACCCAGAUUAAUGCUCUUGCAGGAGUGGAAUUUGUUCGAUUCAAUGCUUUGUUCUUCAUACAUUGCAACCAAGUUAAAGACAUGGAGUGACAAUGGAAUGAAGAAGCUCAAAUUGCUUCUAGCACGUAUGGGGUUUGCACUUGUGGAUUGCCAACAAAAGUUCCAAUACAUGAAUAUCGAAGUGAAACGAAAGAUGAAGGACGAAUUCGAGCGAUACCUUCCUGAAUACGGCCUAACCGAUUUCUACUACAGAAGUUUCUUGAGGUUACAUGGUUAUAGCUCAAAAGUAUCAGCAGCAGAUGUGGUAUAUGGGGUCACUGCAUUGCUCGAGUCGUUUGUUAAAUCGGAUGGUUCUAGUGCUUCUAAGCAGUUCGGAGUGGCUUAUGAUGCAUUGUCAUUGAACAAUCUUGAUAAGCUCAAAGCUGGAAUGCAGCAGGCAAUCAAGGUCCAGAGAUCAAUUCUUAGACAGGGGAGCUCUGCAAUUACAAAGAGUGGUUGUAUAAGAAGUGGGAGAAAAUUUCGUUGGGUGAAGCUUGAAGAUUCUGUAGACACCAAAUUGUUGGGAUAUCCUCAAGCACUCACAAAAUUCUGCUACUUUAUAAUGGAUGCUUUGAAAGAGAGAGGAGCCAGAAUGAAGCCUUUGCUAUGUGCUUGCUUAUCUCAAGAGCCCAACAAAGUACUGAUCGUUGGAGUUUGUGGGAAGCCUAGGCUUGGGGCAUCUCAAGGCAAUGCAUUUGGGAGAGCUUUUCGAGAUGCGGCGCAGGAAAUUAGCUCGGAGUUUUUCCACGAGAUGUUUGAAUCUUCAUGGAUUCUUCUUGAAAAAACUUCAGUUAACUCUUUCAUGGUUAGAUUGACUCAGAAGCUGUAAGGUACAAUGGCUGCCAUAUUCCUUCUAUCAAGUAUGUUUCUUCUUUCCCCUCCAUUUCUAUGGCAUAUCAGAGAAGAUUUCAAUAACUGAUGUGCCUUACCAGUUGAAUGAGAUGAAAUGAUUAUGAUCUCCCACAGCUUAACAUCAAUUGUAGUGAUGACGGUUUAAUAUCCUUAAAAUCCCAUUGGUUA